AUGAGGACUUUGGUUAGUGUGCCGAGUAAGCAGAUGUUGUGGGAGGUGUUCGCGGUGCUGGUGAGUAACAACCCGUUUGAGGAGCAUUUGCUCGAGGAGGACUCCGAGUUGGUGAGUAACAACCCGUUCGAGGAUGACCCGUUCGAGGCUAACCCGUUCGAGCAGGACGCGGAGUGUGAGUGGGGCAAGUCAUCGCCGCCCAGGUUGCAAUCGGUGAGUGCGGAAGACCAGUUGGAGUGUUUAAGAGUGCGGAGCAGCAAGUGGGAAGAGAUGCUGGCGCCUGAAAAGUUGGUGCAAGGACUACUGAAGUGUCGCAGGAACCCCGCGUUGUUGCGAAGCCGGGACCCGGAGAGUUUCGGGAAACGACUGGCAAUGUUUGGUCUGGUAGCAGCAAGUUUCUCCUUGGCGACAUAUUUGCUUGUCGAUUACUUAUUACCUGAUAGCGAGAAUGCGACGAUGUCCCGAGGUUUUGCCAGUCACUUCUGCACGCAAUAUGGCAAUAAGACCGGCAACUUCACCUUCACGGAGCAGUUCUUGCCCGAUGUAUGUCAAGGCGGUUCGGGGGGUCUGUUGUGUGCGUACAAGGAUGCUGGAGACACGUUAACUGACCAGCGCGUAGGCUGCCAUGUCUUCAAAGACAAACAGCUCAUGCUCCGCCUUUGGAGUCGCCUCACGCAACAACCAGACGCUGUAGGUUGCCACACCUAUUGCGACCGACCAGGUGAGGACGAGAUCUACAAUGAGCGAGUGUGGUUCCACCAUGACCAAGUUUCCUUCCAUCAGCUCAUCCGAGACGUGGUGGCGGAGGUUUUUCCACGCCACCUAGACCCACGUUGCUCCGGUAUGGUGACACCGUUCGACUUGGCGGGGCUUCGCAAAUUAGAAAAAUGCUUCUGUAGUCUGGCCUCCGUCAGCUGCCAGGUCUCCUCUGCAAACAACUUCUCUUCUACAAACAACUUCUCCUCUACAAACAACUUCUCCUCUACAAACGGCUUCCGCACACACGUGCUCGACUUGAUCACCGACGCCGCCACCUCGACCUCUCGUCUCGUUGGCGCCUGCACACACCUCUGCUACCAAGCCCUGCAGGCGGCAAAUACAGACACUGACUAA
Molecule: messenger RNA, 1113 nt
Organism: Gregarina niphandrodes
Lineage: Eukaryota; Apicomplexa; Conoidasida; Eugregarinorida; Gregarinidae
Exons: 1
Coding region: 1-1113 (370 amino acids)
Source: RefSeq, a predicted model, not a curated record